AUAUUUUCUUCAGGUCCAGCUCUGGCAGUAAAUGGUCCCCAGAUUCUUCCUCAAUCCCAUCACAGCAGCGAUGAAGAAAACUCUGAGCCCAGUUUCUUGGACAGUAUCUUUUGGAUGGCAGCUCCUAAAAAGAGAAGAACCAUUGAAAUAAAUCGUUGCAGAAGACGACACCCAAAUAAACUGAUAAAAGUCAAGUACAACAUUGAGCCGUGUCUGGAGUGUGGCAACAUGAAACUGAAGCAUACUCUGUGUGGAUUCUGCUAUGAAAAGGUCAGGAAGGAGACCGCAAUGAUACGAAAGCAAAUCUCCAUCAUGGAAGGCAGACCUCUCAACACUCCUGCUGUAGAGUCUGUUGUUUUAUAUGAAAAUGAAACACCCUCUGAAGCAGAUAAGGACAAGAGAAUAGUAGAACGCCACAGAAAACGCCCUUAUUGGUUUAACAUGUAACUGCAAUGAAAUAAAGACUUUUGUUGAAUAAAGAUCACAGUUUCAUGUUCAUGAACUAUUUUGUGAAUGCGCUUAAGUUAACUGUUUAAUUGAUUAGUUAUCAUUUUUAUACAUUUGUUUUGUUGUUUGAUAACAGUCCUUGGCUCAGUUCAUGUAAUGUUUUAGUUGAAAAAUGAGUGAUAUGUCAUUUUAAUAGCUGUACGUAGCUAGAGAGGCUGUUGUCCACAGUACUAUAUGAAAUUAUUUAAGAUAAAUACAUUUAUUUGAAAAUUGAAGUAAUAUGCAAUAAAAUACUGUACCAUAUUGUAAAA
Onychostoma macrolepis is the source of this 758-nucleotide messenger RNA. Its product is annotated as large ribosomal subunit protein bL32m-like. The record is from RefSeq and is a predicted model, not a curated record. Gene Ontology annotation, molecular function: structural constituent of ribosome. The transcript is spliced from 2 exons. Bases 115 to 447 code for a protein of 110 amino acids. Gene Ontology annotation, cellular component: mitochondrial large ribosomal subunit. NCBI's taxonomy places the organism in Eukaryota, Metazoa, Chordata, Actinopteri, Cypriniformes, Cyprinidae. Gene Ontology annotation, biological process: translation.